AUGAGCGGUGGGCCAGGCAAGUUUGCGAGUGAUCACCGGAUCACAGCCGAGCUAACGGCUGUGGCGAGUCGCGCAGAGAAUUUGAAGGCCUAUGAUCCUUUCGCAGACGUAGGCGACGAGGAUACAGAUGUUGGCAUAGGUUCAGGAGUGACCAAGCAAGAGUUUGAAGGCAAGAAAGGCUCGGGCAUCGUUCACGUGCGAGUGCAACAGCGAAACGGUCGAAAGACUCUGACGACCAUCCAAGGUAUCGACGAGAAGAAGUUCAGCCUGAAGAACAUCCUCAAGCACUUCAAGAAGGAGUACUCCUGCAACGGAACGCUUAUCGAAGACGACGAUCUAGGUCGCGUCAUUCAGCUCCAGGGCGACCACCGCGCCAAAGUCGCACCUUUCUUACUCGAGCUUGGCAUCUCCAAGGAGUCCAUCAAGCUACACGGCGCCUGA
Mixia osmundae IAM 14324 is the source of this 441-nucleotide messenger RNA. RefSeq lists its product as uncharacterized. Gene Ontology annotation, molecular function: RNA binding; translation initiation factor activity. Bases 1 to 441 code for a protein of 146 amino acids. Gene Ontology annotation, biological process: translational initiation. Lineage: Eukaryota; Fungi; Basidiomycota; Mixiomycetes; Mixiales; Mixiaceae. The transcript is spliced from 2 exons. The record is from RefSeq and is a predicted model, not a curated record.